This is a messenger RNA of Pogona vitticeps (central bearded dragon), 618 nucleotides long. It is a transcript of the gene SNRPD3, whose product is annotated as small nuclear ribonucleoprotein D3 polypeptide. Gene Ontology annotation, molecular function: RNA binding. NCBI's taxonomy places the organism in Eukaryota, Metazoa, Chordata, Lepidosauria, Squamata, Agamidae. Gene Ontology annotation, cellular component: spliceosomal complex. Gene Ontology annotation, biological process: RNA processing; spliceosomal snRNP assembly. The record is from RefSeq and is a predicted model, not a curated record.
GAGGGGGGCAGAGCGUCCCGGAUAUCCGUGGCGCGGUGCCUACUGGGAAGCCCGGGGAAGAAACGGAGGAGGCACGCCGCUCAUCGCAGGUCUUUUCGUCGCCGCGUCUGACGGGGUAGCUACGCAAAGGUUCAGCCAUGUCCAUCGGAGUGCCCAUCAAGGUUCUGCAUGAGGCAGAGGGUCAUAUCGUGACCUGCGAAACCAACACCGGGGAGGUCUACCGAGGGAAGCUCAUUGAGGCGGAAGACAACAUGAACUGCCAGAUGUCCAACAUCACAGUAACGUACAGAGAUGGGCGCGUGGCCCAGCUGGAGCAGGUAUACAUUCGGGGGAGCAAAAUACGCUUCCUCAUCUUACCAGAUAUGCUGAAGAAUGCACCCAUGUUGAAAAGCAUGAAGAACAAAAACCAGGGUUCUGGAGCCGGACGAGGCAAAGCAGCGAUUCUCAAAGCCCAGGUGGCUGCAAGAGGAAGAGGACGCGGGAUGGGGCGUGGCAACAUUUUCCAGAAACGGAGAUAACCUGGAAACAAACCUUACGUUGGCGAAUUGGAAAUAGUUUUACGAGUCAGUUGUGCUGCGUUUUUCUGUGCUUCAAUAAACGUGUUUCUUAUUAAUGCGG